AUGCUUGAACUGCCGGACCGCUUCGACCCGAAUGUGCAGCCGUUGGAACAGAGCCUUGAGGACGAAGAGCGCGCGGAAUACCUCCUCCUUCUGCGUGACGUACUCUGUCUAUCCGAAGAUGACAUCAGCAAGGUGAAGCAAGAAGUCGAAGAGGGGUCUGACGAGCUACUAAAGGUCCCUGGCAAUCGCUCUUUGCCCUUGGAGACUGAAAAGGAUGGCAGGAGAGACCCUCCCUCUCUUGCACGCCCUACGGCGCGCUUUUCGAGAAAAGGACACAAUGUCCGAGAAGCGCGGAUCAUCUGA
This is a messenger RNA of Colletotrichum destructivum, 303 nucleotides long. RefSeq lists its product as uncharacterized. The coding region runs from base 1 to 303 and encodes 100 amino acids. The record is from RefSeq and is a predicted model, not a curated record. The transcript has a single exon. Lineage: Eukaryota; Fungi; Ascomycota; Sordariomycetes; Glomerellales; Glomerellaceae.